Linnemannia hyalina is the source of this 606-nucleotide messenger RNA. The record is from the annotation of a GenBank genome assembly. Lineage: Eukaryota; Fungi; Mortierellomycota; Mortierellomycetes; Mortierellales; Mortierellaceae.
AUGGGUGGCUUCUUCUCAAAGUCCUCUAGGACCCACAAAUCAAAGGACCCAAAGUGGCAAGGCAUUGGACCCAACACCCCACUCCCCGGCGCCGCGUCCUCUUCCUCCUCUCCAAACUACAACAAUUACAGCCAACCAAGUGGAAGUAACGGAGGCGCAUAUGGAUACCAACAGUCCGCGCAACCUCGGUCCCAGACCCUGAGUACACUCGACAGCAGGAGCAACAAUAACAACAACAACACGAAUAGUCUUGCGGCAACAAGGAAGAAGCAGCAAAAGUCUUCAAAGAUCAUGUUACUCCUCAAGCUGGAUCCCAAGGCUGGUGGGCAGAGGAAGGUUAUCACCAAGAACUUGAUCAGUCUCCCCUCGGACUUCCGACAUACUGGACAUAUUGGUGCAGGUGAGGUUCGCAGCGGCCAGAUCGAUCCGGAAAAGAUCAAGAACCAGAUGGCAGAGGUUGCAGCGUGCUUGAAAUUGGAUGUCAACACGCCCAUCCCCAUGCUCAAGACCAUUCCCAUCCAGCCCGAAAACCAAGACCCUGCUACCAACCACGCACCGGAGCAGGUUGAUCGGCACGCAGCGCGUCCAGGCGCCGCGGUGUUCUAA